Acaromyces ingoldii is the source of this 3074-nucleotide messenger RNA. RefSeq names its product ATP-dependent DNA helicase. The record is from RefSeq and is a predicted model, not a curated record. The transcript has 5 exons. Bases 63 to 3074 code for a protein of 1003 amino acids. Gene Ontology annotation, molecular function: ATP binding; nucleic acid binding; four-way junction helicase activity. Gene Ontology annotation, biological process: double-strand break repair via homologous recombination; DNA replication. Lineage: Eukaryota; Fungi; Basidiomycota; Exobasidiomycetes; Exobasidiales; Cryptobasidiaceae. Gene Ontology annotation, cellular component: chromosome; RecQ family helicase-topoisomerase III complex; cytoplasm.
CCCACGCGCGGGCACGUGACACAUCACGUCGACGCCAUUUCCGCGAAAAAGCUCAACUCAAAAUGGAAUUAUCGCGACGAGACUUUGUGCAGCCCAACGAUGAUGCGGUUGUAGUCGGCAGCAUGGCAACACCUCUCCAUUCGGGCGAGUCCAGCAGCAGCGGCGGCAGUGGCCGGGUCCUGGCCCACGAGACACCGAGGAGGACGAAGCGGCCGUCGGACGAGGGCGUGCGCGCAGCGACGAAGCGCGAGCGAAUCGUCAUCGAGGACGAGGAGGACGAUGAUGUGGGUCCAACGCAGCUGCCCAAGCGCAGCACUGGCCUCGACGAGCACUCGGACGAGGCGCUGCGGUCGAUUUUGCUGAGCAACACCGAGGCCUUCAACAAGGUGCUGGGCGAGAUGCUGAGCAUUGCGCAGGGAGCCGAGUCGAACCAGGACCCUGCCUUUCUCGAGAGCCAGCGUGCUUUUCUUCAGAAACGCAUCGCGGAAAUCAAGGCGAUCCUAGACAAGAGAAAGCAGAGUCCAACCCCCGUCUCGCAGCGGCCGCGGACCCCUGCCUUGGCCUCGUCCUCCCCACGCCAGCCAGCCUCGACCUCACAGCGGCCGUCUGCCUCUGCCUCACAUCGGCCACCUGCGCCGAGCCAGCGACGUCAGGCGCAGCAACUACCGGCCCCAGCGCCCAACAGCAGCGGCAACGAGUACGACUUCGGCUCGGCCGACGACCUGCUCGACGAGGGCAGCCUCCUCGAGGGCGUCCAGACGCCGCCGCUUCCCGUCGUCGAUGAGGCCCACCCGGAUCCCGGUCCCUCGUCCAGGCCCCAAAUCCUGCCCAGACUAGACGAGACUAGAAUUGCAGAGACGAGAACAAAGACGAGAGCGACAGAAGCGCCGAAAGCGAGGCCACAGAGAGACCCCGAGGACUACCCCUGGUCGGCCGAUGUGCGCAAGGCACUCCACAACACAUUCCGGCUCAGCGACUUCCGGCCCAACCAGCAGGAGGCCAUCAACGCCACCCUGGGCGGCUACGACGUCUUCUGCCUCAUGCCCACGGGCGGCGGCAAGAGCCUCUGCUACCAGCUGCCUGCCAUUGUCGAGUCGGGCCGCACCCGGGGCGUGACCAUUGUCAUCUCGCCGCUCAUCUCGCUCAUCCACGACCAGGUCAACCACCUCCUCAAGCUCGGCAUCCCUGCCCUGCGCAUCACGGGCGAGAUGCCUGCGCGGGACCGCGAGCGUGCGCUGGCCGAGAUCUUUGCGCGCGACGCCGCCGCCACGCUGCCCGCCCUCGUCUACCUCACGCCCGAAUUUGUCAACAAGUCGCGCGUGGCCGCCGACAUCUUCACCCACCUCGCACGGCGCAACCGCCUCGCGCGCUUCGUCGUCGACGAGGCCCACUGCGUCAGCCAGUGGGGCCACGACUUCCGGCCCGACUACAAGGAGAUGGGCCAGCUGAAGCGCGACUACCCCGAUGUGCCCCUCAUGGCCAUGACGGCGACGGCCACGAGCCGCGUCCGCCACGACGUCAUCUCCCACCUCAACAUCAACAAGGCCCGCCUGAAAGAGUACCAGCAGUCGUUCAACCGGCCCAACCUGCACUACCACGUGCGCGAGAAGAAGACAAAGGCCAUCGUGCUCGAGGACAUUGCCCGCUUCAUCAAUGGCCAGCACCGCAACGAGUGCGGCAUCAUCUACUGCCUCAGCCGGCGCGCCUGCGAGGACGUCGCCUCGGACCUCGGCCGUGCCCACGGCAUCCGCGCCCAGCACUACCACGCGGGCAUGAGCAAGCGCGACCGCAUUCGUGUUCAGGAGGGCUGGCAGGAGAACGAGUUCAAGAUCAUCGUGGCCACGAUUGCCUUUGGCAUGGGCAUCGACAAGGGCGACGUCCGCUUCGUCAUCCACCACACCAUGCCCACCUCGCUCGAGGGCUACUACCAGGAGACGGGCCGUGCCGGUCGCGAUGGCCGCAGCUCCGACUGCGUCCUCUUUUUCAACUACAAGGACUCCAACGGGAUCCGGCUCAUGAUCGACGAGGGCGAGGGCACGCGGCACCAAAAGGAGCAGCAGCACGACAACUUACGCCAGGUCGUCAUGUAUGCCAUGAACACGCUCGACUGCCGCCGCGCCCAGAUCCUCCAGUACUUUGGCGAGGUCUUUGCCGCCGAGAGCUGCCACCACACGUGCGACAACUGCUGCCGGAUGCAGCAGGCGCCCCACGACGCCGCCGCCAUGGCCCACACGGACGUGUCUGCCAUGGCCACCCAGGCCCUCGGCCUCGUCGACGCCAUCGUGCGCGCCGGCGACUCGGUCACGAUGCUCCACUGCGUCGACGUGCUCCGCGGCUCGACAAAGACGGCCAUCAAGGCAAAGGGCCACGACGAGCUGGCGCAGUUUGCCAGGGCCAAGCACCUGGCGCGCGGCGACGUCGAGCGCCUCUUCCAGCGCCUCGUCGUCGAGGGCGCCCUCGGCGAGCGCUCCGAGCAGAACGGCAUGGGCUUCACCAAUGCCUACAUGACGUACAACCGCCGCGAGGCCGAGGCCAUCAUUGCGGGCCAGAAGCAGAUCCUGAUGCCGAUGAAGAAGCUGACUGCGUCGGAAGCGGCCGCUUCUUCCACGGCGAGGACGACGACAGCAGCAGCAAGAAAGAGGUCCGGCUACCAGCCACGGCCACGGCCGCUAGAGCUGUCGGAGGACGACUUUGAGUACGCGCACGACGAGCUGGACGUGGCCAACUUUGACAUGGAUGCCGAGCCCCUCGUCGCAUCCACUUCGGCAGCUGCGCCUCUGGGCAGCGCACGCCGGGCCGGGGGACACGCCGUCGACCUCGGCUCCGACUUUGACAUCAACGACUUUCCCGAGGUUGUCGAUCUGGACGAUGACGACAUCGAGAACAGCAACAGCGCGGCCACGGCACCGCAGCAGACGGGAGACCUGUUUGAGCAGUGCUACAGCGAGCUCAAGGCGCACCGGCUCCAGGUCAGCCGCGACAAGCGCAUGGCGCCCAGCGAGGUCUACACCGACGAGGCCCUCCAGGAGAUGUCGCUGCUGCUGCCCGUGUGUGAGUGGAGACCGGACCCCUAG